AUGAUCGGCCCGAACGAAAGCAGCAAUGCCGACCGCUUGGAGUACCUGUACCUCAACCUGGUCGGCCAGACGGUGUUGAUCCGCACCGUGGACGGGGCUCUGUGCGAGGGCCUGUUCGUUUCUCGCACUGACGCCGAUUUGGCGGCGAACGAAGCAGGUGUCUUCAUCUCUUUCCCACGCAACCUGCCCUCGAAGGUGCACAGCGCCCUCGACGCGUCGGAACUUUCGGAUGAGACGCGCCUCUUCCGGUACGAGGACAUCAUCAUGAUGGAGGCUAAGAACAUGAAGCUGCGCACCGAGACCCCGGGCGCUGGCCAUGUGCACUCCUACCGCGGCGAGCACGACCUCAAGACGCUGGACUGGGCUGCCGAGGGCGCGGAUGAGCUGCUGGAGGCCGACAGCCACGUCACCGGCCAGUGGGAUCAGUUCAAGGCGAACGAGCGCUUCGGCGUUGCCUCGACCUACCGCGAAGAGUUGUACACGACGAAGCUGGAUGAGUCGAAGCUCAGCAAGGAGCAGAUCGCCUACGCUGAACGCACCGCGAAAGAAAUCGAGGGCUCCGGCACGCGCAACCUGCAGCACCGCCUCGAGCGCACUGAUGUGACGACCGAGUAUGUGGAUGAGGGCGCCAUGUUCUCCGACGUGGCACGCGACGCUCGCGGAAGCAAACGCAGCGCUCAGGCCACGCGCAAGGAGGCCGCUGCGGCCACGUCAGCAGCACCGGCUGCACCAGCCGCGACUCCAGCAGCAACCACAGCUACGGCAGGCCGCGGUGCAGCUCGUCAAGCGGCGCCGGCGCCGGCGCCGCCGCCACCGCCAGAGGAGCCCGUCACCCUGCCCCCGCCACCGGCUCCCGAAGUGGGUUCGGCGCAGCAGAAGACGGUCUACAGCCCCAACCCGUCGGCCACCCCGUUUGUGCCGCCGCUGAAGAGCUUCCUGGCGAACGUGGCCAGCCUCGUGGCGAACAACGACAACUGCUACGCCUGCCCAACGGACUGGCCUGGCGACAUCGACUUCUAUGACCGCGACGUCUCACACUACUCACGCCCGCAGACGCUGGUGCAGCCGAAUAUGCAUCACAAGUACAACCAGCCCGUCAUGAAUCCCAUGCCAGGCCGCGGCGCCCCCAUGAACCACCACCAGCACCACGCUAUGAACCCGCAUCCUGCGGUGUACAAUGCGGGUGGCCCGAUGGGGGGACACAUGGGCAACCCACACGUGCAGCAGCAGCACCCGCAGUACAUGGAUCCCAGCAACAACAACGGCAUGAUGUCGCCGCAGGGGCCAGGCGGUAUACCGGGUCCGUCCCCGGCACGCAUGCAGCAGCAGCAGCGCGCGUCGAAGACGUCGCAACCUCAGCAACCGGUUCACACGGCCGCCCAGACCAUCCCGCCUCCUCAGCAACAGCAGCCCCAUCAGCAGCAGCAGGUGUCAGCAAUUGACAGCAGUGGUCCUCAGCAGGACCGUGCCGCGCCCGGCACCAAGAAGCUGCGCCGCGGUGGUAUGGCCACUGCGGCCCGUCAGGACGGCGGAGAGGGCGCGCAGGGCGGAGGAAAGAAGGGUGGGAAGUAA
Leishmania major strain Friedlin is the source of this 1572-nucleotide messenger RNA. RefSeq lists its product as hypothetical. Gene Ontology annotation, cellular component: cytoplasmic stress granule. Gene Ontology annotation, molecular function: RNA binding. Lineage: Eukaryota; Euglenozoa; Kinetoplastea; Trypanosomatida; Trypanosomatidae. Bases 1 to 1572 code for a protein of 523 amino acids. The transcript has a single exon. Gene Ontology annotation, biological process: cytoplasmic stress granule assembly. The record is from RefSeq and is a predicted model, not a curated record.